GUGAAGGUCGUGGGCGAAGGGCGGAAGAGCACCAAGAUUAGCAACAGCUACCCGCCUGUCUUCAGGGCGAAGCCGCAGGAGAGUUAUGCCGAGUGGAAGAGGAGUGUGGAGUUUUGGAUAGGGGGUGAAGGAGAUCAGCUGCCGGCCGACCUGAUCGGCCCGCGGAUGAUGGUUCAAUUGAAGGACCGGGCGGCUCAGCUGGUCAAGCACCUCACCAACAAGGAUGUGAACGGCGCCGACGGGAAGGAGAAGAUCUUCAAGGCUUUGGAGCGGGCCCCGAUCAUCCGGCAGUUGGACAAGCACCGCGUGGACGAGCACAGGAGGAGGCUCUUACAACUCUCCAGGGAGUGGCUGCUUCAGCGUGGGGACCGUCGUGGCCUUCCCCCGCGUGUGAGUGGGCAGCCUCGUGGUACCUUCGCGGCCGAGCCCUACGGCGAGACGAUUGAGGAGGAGGAGUCCGGGGACGAUGGCGACAUUGUGGGCGAGAUCCCCCUCGAGCUUGCCCACUUGGAGAACGAGGCUUUCGGUAUGCAGUACAAGGCAAAGCAGCGAAUCGCCGAGGUGAAGAAGAUGCGCCAGUUCUUCAAGAAGCCAGACGGCGGCGCGGACAAGGAUGAGAGAAAGAAGCUGAUCGCCGAGCAGAUGAAAGUCCGGCCAUGCCACACGUGCGGACAGUUGGGCCAUUGGUCGCGAGAGUGCCCAGCCAAUGGCAAGAAUGUGCAGGCAGUGCUGGCGACUAAGUCGUCGAAGGCCCUGGCCCCCACGAGAGUGACGGCACCUCCUCGAAGCAGCGAGUGGGAUCUUCUUGCGGCCCUCUACCAAGGAGGCCCUGUGUUGCAGCGAGAUGUUUCCGAUGAGGCGGCAUACAAGGGGUCCGUGCACAGGGUGUACUCAGUUGACUUCGAUCUGAGGGAGGUCAUGUGGUCGCUCAAGGAACUAGCUUUCAAGGUGAUCCUCGAUUUGGGAUGUAUGAGGUCCGUGGCAGGGGUUCUAUGGGCCAAUGAAGUGCUGCAGCGCUGGCAUAACGAGGGCCGUUGGUAUCACAUUGAGAAGGAGUGUGAGGCGUUCAAGUUUGGGGGUGGCGAGGUCUUGAACAGCAAGUACCGUUUGUCCUUUGUCGGGAGCUUUGCAGGCAGGCCAGUGAUCUACGGCUUCAGCAUAGUGGAAUUAUGGCGUGGGCGGGAGAGCGGGCACUACACUGUGAGUGUGGAUGAGUGUGACGUGGGGAGUGUCAAGCUGCCUGAGGAUUUCACCAUGGCCCUCACGUUGGAUGCC
Molecule: messenger RNA, 1275 nt
Organism: Symbiodinium necroappetens
Lineage: Eukaryota; Dinophyceae; Suessiales; Symbiodiniaceae
Source: the annotation of a GenBank genome assembly